Molecule: messenger RNA, 1891 nt
Organism: Mercurialis annua (annual mercury)
Lineage: Eukaryota; Viridiplantae; Streptophyta; Magnoliopsida; Malpighiales; Euphorbiaceae
Product: stomatal closure-related actin-binding protein 2
Exons: 13
Coding region: 214-1668 (484 amino acids)
Biological process (GO): regulation of stomatal movement; actin filament organization
Molecular function (GO): actin binding
Source: RefSeq, a predicted model, not a curated record
AUUAGGGGCUUAUUUGACCCUCACUAAAAUAACACAGAAGCAGACAUUCAAGUAUUUGUUGUUGCAGAGGAGACCUGCAACAAAGAAAAAGAAAAAGAAAAAGAAAAAGCAAACCAAAACCCAUUCCUUAGAUUCUUCUUCUUCUCACAUUCUCUCACUCUGCCUUGGACUUGGAGCAGAUUUCUGUAAUAUCAGCAAAUUUAAGGUGGAUCAAUGACAAAGAUAAGUCCUCAAGUUAUUCUACCUGUCUCAGCUGAUGUCAGCUUUGCUUGCAAUCAGUUCCCAAAAUAUAAGUUGGGACCUGAUAAUCAGAUUGUGGAACAGCCAAUUGAGGAAACUAAAGGUCCUUCCUUAAAACAAGUUGUUGAACAAGAAACUCUGCAAUUGUCUGAUCAGCAAAAACGCCUCUCCGUUCGCGAUCUUGCUACUAAAUUUGACAACAACUUGGCUACUGCUGCCAAGAUGACCCAGCAGACGAAACUUAGAGAGGUGGCUUCUUUGGAAGGACAUGUUCUUUUGAAGAAGCUUAGAGAUGCUUUGGAAUCUUUAAGAGGACGUAUGGCAGGCCGAAACAAGGAGGAUGUAGAGAAAGCUAUCUCCAUGGUGGAGGCACUUGCAGUUAAAUUAACGCAAAAAGAAGGAGAAUUAAUCCAAGAGAAGUUCGAAGUGAAAAAACUUGUUAACUUUCUUAAACAGGCUUCUGAGGAUGCUAAAAAAUUGGUUAACCAAGAAAAAUCUUUUGCUUGUGCUGAAAUUGAAAGUGCCAGGGCAGUCGUGCAGAGAUUUGGAGAGGCCCUAGAUGAAGAAGAAAGGAAUGCUCAGAAUUCGAAAAAUCAGUCUCCGGAUGUGGAUGAACUAAUUGAGGAAGUGCAAGAAGCUAGAAGAAUUAAAUUGUUGCAUCAACCAAGCAAGGUGAUGGGCAUGGAGCUUGAACUUCGUGCACUAAAAUUGCAGAUUCGUGAAAAAUCUAUUUUUUCAGUUAAACUUCAGAAUGAGCUGGCAAUGAGCAAGAGAGCUGAGCAAAAUAAAUCCUCUCCGUAUGUCCUAGAUGGUUCUGAAACUCUAGGUUCAUGUCUUCAACUCCGACCUCGAUCGGAUGGUAAUCCAAUUUCACUGUGUUCAAUUCAAUGGUACCGUGUAUCAUCAGAUGGGAACCAAAAAGAAGCUAUUUCAGGUGCCAAUGAAUCGUAUUAUGCUCCUGAGCCCUUUGAUGUUGGACGAGUGCUGCAAGCAGACAUCAUUUCAAAUGGUCAAAGGGCCUCGGUGACAACUACUGCUCCCAUUGAAACUGCCGCAGGAUUGCGAAGCUAUGUAGAGACGCUUCUACGAAAAUCUAGUGCUGAAUUUAGUGUAGUAAUUUCCCAGGUGAAUGGACAAAAUCAUCCAUCAAAUUCUGUUCAUGUAUUCAAUGUUGGGAAAAUGAGAGUAAAACUUUGUAGAGGGUGGAUUACAAAGGCGAGAGAAAUUUAUUCGACGUUAAUGCAGUUAUGUGGAGUGCGAAAUAACUGCAAUGCUGCAGCAAAGUCAUUGUUUUGGCAACCAAGGAAGGGCCUUUCUUAUGUAUUGAAAUUUGAAUCAGAGCGGGAAAGGAAUGCAGCCAUAAUGAUUGCCAGGAAAUAUGCUUAUGAUUGCAAUGUCAUACUAAUGGGAGCAGAAGAUGAAGUAUAGGAGUGUUUUAUUAGUUUAUUCAUAGUGUGUGUGUGUGUGUUUGCCAUAUUGUAUUUGGGUUGCAUAGUCUUAGGCAUUGUCUUUUUUUAUUUGCCUAGUCAGUCAUCUCUCCUAACAAUUCCUUCAUUUUGUGGCCAAAAUUAUCAGAUUUUGCCUUCAAUUUGGGCACUUGUGCAAAUUGUAACAACAUCUUUCAAACCUCAAUCUAAUUAGAAUUUUGUAA